AUGAAUAAGAAGGAUAAGCUAUGGUUUGCUUCAGCUGGAAGUAUGGCGCAGGUGCCAUGGCCGGGGGCAAUGGUCUAUUACUUCCCUAAGGGGCACGCCGAGCAUGUAGGGGUUGAGUUUCAUCUAGCUGACAGUCGUGCUCAAAUGAUUAGUUGUCAAGUUUCAGUGCUUACUUUGUUUGCAAAUCCAGACACAAAUGAGCCGGUUGCAAAAAUUGGACUCGUUCCCAUGGAUCCUUCACUAGAUCAGGGAUAUGCAAAGAUUCAUCGAGAUGAUAUAGUUGACUACCCAUUGUCUUAUAAAACUUUAACGAGUUCUGAUGCAAAUGGUCCCUUGGCUGUUUUGAAACACUGUGUUAACACAAUUUUUCCGCCGAUGGAUUCAGAAUCUGAAGAGCAGACAAUCCUUGUGAAUGACAUAUCCGGUACAAGUUGGGAGUUCAGACAUACUUUUAAGCGAGCACAAAGUCAAGAUCACCUAAGGGGGGAUUGGAGAAGAUUUGCAAACAAUAACCAACUCAAACGUGGUGAUUCUAUUGUGUUUAUGAAGGCUGAAGCUGAUGAAGUCCUAGUAGGGAUUGCAAAAGAACUGAGCAGGAUCGAGAGGGCUACAUCAGUUAGCCACGAAGUUUCAAUGGCAUAUAGUAGGGCUCCACGAGGUUCUCUAUUACCCACGAGCGGCGGGUCCCCAGUUUUGCGUGGGAAUAUCUGA
This is a messenger RNA of Cornus florida, 711 nucleotides long. RefSeq names its product auxin response factor 18-like. The record is from RefSeq and is a predicted model, not a curated record. NCBI's taxonomy places the organism in Eukaryota, Viridiplantae, Streptophyta, Magnoliopsida, Cornales, Cornaceae. The transcript has a single exon. Bases 1 to 711 code for a protein of 236 amino acids. Gene Ontology annotation, biological process: response to hormone; regulation of DNA-templated transcription. Gene Ontology annotation, molecular function: DNA binding.